AGUUUUUUUUCACCAAGAAAAGUAAAGUAUUUUCAAAACCACAAAGAUGCCGGUGAUGACGUCAUGCUGUUGUUGUUUUUCCACGAAAGUCGGCAGCAUUUUAAUUGGUACUAUCAGUUUGGUGGUGUCCUUCUGUGCCUCCGUCGGGUUCUGCUUCGGACUCAUCAACAUAGAGGAAGUGCAACACCAGCUGAAAGUCAAUGUCAUGAACUACCAAGGAAGUGUCACGGCCAAUGUCACGCAAGAUAGACUGAAAGUGCUUGAGGAUGUCAUUGGACUGGAGACUAUUGUUGAUCAUGUUCAGACCAUCUUCAUAGUUGGACUCGUCUACUAUGGUAUCUACACCUUUGCUUCGCUUUUUAUGACGUAUGGAUCAUGUACGAGUAUCAGGGUGUUGCUUCUCCCUUGGCUCGUGUUGGAGUUCGUCCCCCUGGCAGCCCAGGCCGCCUCCAUCAUCGCCCUCUUCAUGUAUGGCAAAGACGACCCCACUUUGUCCCAGGGCGGAGCGUACAUUAUCUCAGGACUUCUUUGUAUCUUGGCGUUUGUAAUUCACGUGUACUGGUGGAUGUGCCCCGUAGCUCUGUACCAAAGUUUGAAAGAAGAAACCAUGGUACAGCCACUUGUACCACCCACCCAUCCGAUGUACCCUGCAGAACUUUUGAAGUACUAACUAUAGAAGAAAGUGCGAAGGAAGGAAGAAAAAAAGUGGGAAAGGAAAAUUGGCGAGAAGCGGGAGAACUGGUUGUGAGAUCGAAGUACAUGAUUAGG
Messenger RNA from Penaeus vannamei (Pacific white shrimp), 768 nucleotides. RefSeq lists its product as uncharacterized. NCBI's taxonomy places the organism in Eukaryota, Metazoa, Arthropoda, Malacostraca, Decapoda, Penaeidae. The record is from RefSeq and is a predicted model, not a curated record.